AGUACAUCCAUCCACCGAAGUACUGACGUUUCGCUGUGCCAUCGCAUGGCCGACGUGUGCAUUCCGAGAUUCGCUUUCGCGUGGUACCCGCUGUGUCACAAGUACCGCUUUUAAAACGUAAUACUUGUGGCAAACAUCAACAUACUGAUCUCAAAAGAAAAAUUUGUAGAUCCGGCUUUCACGACGACGUGGACCACCUUUCCAGGCUUCGUCCCGUUGGUGUUAAAAGAUUAAUUUACUAGAAUAUCGUAAGCCGCGACCACGCGACAGAACGCGCAGCAAUGUCCAACGAGGAGACUUCCGCUGACCGCAAUGUUGAGAUUUGGAAAAUUAAGAAACUCAUAAAAAGCCUUGAAAUGGCCAGAGGGAAUGGGACUAGCAUGAUUUCAUUAAUCAUUCCUCCAAAAGAUCAAAUAUCGAGAGUAAGCAAAAUGUUAGCAGACGAGUUUGGUACUGCAUCAAAUAUUAAGUCUCGUGUAAAUAGACUCUCUGUUUUGGGUGCAAUCACAUCAGUCCAACAUAGGCUAAAAUUAUAUACUAAAGUACCUCCAAAUGGCCUGGUAAUAUACUGUGGUACCAUUGUAACGGAAGAAGGAAAAGAAAAGAAAGUUAACAUUGAUUUUGAACCUUUUAAACCUAUUAAUACUUCUCUUUAUCUUUGCGAUAACAAGUUUCACACCGAGGCACUUACAGCAUUGCUUGCUGAUGAUAAUAAGUUUGGUUUUAUAGUAAUGGAUGGUAAUGGAGCAUUGUUUGGUACGCUACAAGGAAAUACCCGCGAGGUUCUACACAAAUUUACUGUAGAUCUUCCAAAGAAGCAUGGCAGAGGAGGACAGUCGGCUCUCCGUUUCGCUCGAUUACGUAUGGAAAAGCGACACAAUUAUGUCCGAAAAGUUGCCGAAGUUGCUACUCAACUGUAUAUUACUAAUGAUAAACCUAAUAUCGCCGGAUUGAUUUUAGCGGGUAGUGCUGACUUUAAAACGGAACUUAGUCAGUCCGAUAUGUUUGAUCCGAGAUUACAAGCGAAGGUCAUAAAAUUAGUAGAUGUCUCGUACGGUGGAGAGAAUGGUUUUAAUCAAGCUAUCGAAUUAGCUGCUGAAUCUUUACAGAAUGUAAAAUUCAUUCAAGAGAAGAAAUUAAUUGGUCGUUACUUCGAUGAAAUUUCACAAGAUACGGGAAAAUAUUGUUUUGGUGUAGAAGAUACUCUAAGAGCAUUAGAAUUAGGUAGCGUGGAAACUCUUAUUUGUUGGGAAAAUUUAGAUAUACAGAGAUACGUUUUAAAGAAUCAUACAAAUGCAGAAGAAAAGGUUUUGCAUUUAACGCCGGAACAGGAAAAAGACAAAACUCAUUUCACUGAUAAGGAAAGCGGAGUAGAAUUGGAGCUUGUAGAAUGUCAACCGCUACUCGAAUGGCUUGCAAACAACUACAAAAGUUUUGGCGCCACUUUGGAAAUCAUUACUGACAAAUCUCAGGAAGGUUCUCAGUUUGUAAGAGGUUUCGGCGGAAUCGGAGGAAUCCUCCGCUACAAAGUUGAUUUCCAGUCACUGCAGGCUGAUGAGCCUCUUGAUGAUGUUGACCUCGAUGAUUACUAAUUUCAUCUGUGAAAUACUCAAAGUUGACCAGCUUGCAUAUUGGGAAAGGUAUAUUGCGGUACAAAGUGGACUUUCAGAGUAUGCAGUUGGAAGAUGUUGAAGUUGACAGUUUUGAUCUGGAUGACUAUUAAAUCCGUGACACAACAGACAGUUCUUUUAGCUUCAGAGAGAAACAUAAGUAUAUGUUCUCUCUUGCAUCAUACUUCAAAGGAAAGCACAUAGAAGGACAUGUUUAUAAAAUUUAUACGAUGCAGUACAUACGUCAUAAAAUUAUUCAAACAAUUCGCAAUUGAUACGUAAAAGUAAAAAAAAAAAAGGCAUAACACGUGGCGCGCCGAUAAUCCAUGUCCAUGAAGAAAGAAAAGGCAACUCGACUGUGACACUUAAUUAAGCCAGCUUGAUACCUGCCUAUUUCACGCAACAUUACCUUCUAUUGCAAAUUACAUUCUUUAAUUAUUCAAAUGGAUUUAUUUCAAUAAUUACACGCGCUACAAUGCUGAAUUACAUGGUUUGGGAUAUAAUAAUUUUGUAUCAAAUUGAUGUUCAUCAUCUUCCAUCAUUGAUUUUAUGAUUUAAAAAAAACAGGAACAAUAAUAUUUGGCAGCACGAGGAUGAAUGUAGCGAUAUUUUUGUUCAGACACACAAUCAUGGAGAAGCUGUAAUAAACUGAUUAUUAUAAACAUAAAAAAGUUGCUUAUCGUGCAUUCUAUACCGAUUACUAAAUUCAUAUGAAUAAUAAAGAGUUCUGUACAUAGACUUAAAUUUUUAAUGGCACUGUUGCCUUAGACAUAAGUUAAGAAUUGCGUAAUGUCCCGGAAAACUUCCAUCUUUCCGACUCACCGAGUGAUACACAUGUAAACAUAAGAGAAUUCUUUCGUAAAACUACAUUAACUUCGCUGGCUAUCGACUCUUAUAUUUUGUACAUUCACAAUUGUAUAUAACAAAUGCUCCGCAAAUGUAUCGAAAUGUAUCUUUUCGAUUGUUAUAAAAACGGUGCACACUAUUAGUAAAGAAGUAUCUUCUGCAAUAUCUAAGUGGCAGUUAUUUGAAAAUAUUACAAAAUUUAUUUUAACAUUGUUAAUUUAAUUUGCUUACUCAUAUGAUGCCUUUGUAAUAAACAAUAAUAUGUAUGUAUAAAUGUGAAAAGUAUGAAACGUGCAAUUUUGGUGAAGUAUCUUUUAUGGAAUAUCAAUGUAUAAUAAAGGAAGGUUCGCGGAUAUUGUGAAUCGUUGGUGGAAAUAAUGUGUUAUUAAUUAAUAGUAUAAUUAGAUUAUUUAUACUAUUACACUGUAUGCGAUCCAGGGAUAAAGCUUUAUUAAAAAAAAAAAAAAAA
This is a messenger RNA of Osmia lignaria (orchard mason bee), 2925 nucleotides long. It is a transcript of the gene eRF1, whose product is annotated as eukaryotic release factor 1. Gene Ontology annotation, biological process: translational termination. The record is from RefSeq and is a predicted model, not a curated record. Gene Ontology annotation, molecular function: translation release factor activity. NCBI's taxonomy places the organism in Eukaryota, Metazoa, Arthropoda, Insecta, Hymenoptera, Megachilidae.